Messenger RNA from Penicillium angulare, 1710 nucleotides. Its product is annotated as putative general amidase. Lineage: Eukaryota; Fungi; Ascomycota; Eurotiomycetes; Eurotiales; Aspergillaceae. Bases 1 to 1710 code for a protein of 569 amino acids. The transcript has 6 exons. The record is from RefSeq and is a predicted model, not a curated record.
AUGAGCAGCAACAGCCAAAAACAGUCAAAUUCUUGGGAGGAGAAGGUUGCAAAGAAGCGAAACGAGUGUGCUGCCAAGAUACCUUCGGAUUGGAGAGUCUCGGAACAGUUCAUGGCCAGAUUCAAGGCGCCAUUAUCCAGUAACAAGAAUGAUCUCAUUCGAACCAAGGCAAUCCAUGAAGCUGGGAUAUUGAGUUCACGUGAACUGAGUAUUACUGAAGAUUAUACGAUCUCAGAUCUCAUUUCGGCAUUGAGUAACGGGGGUCUCACAUCGACAGAAGUGACUUUGGCAUACUGCAAGCGCGCCGCUGUGGCGCACCAGUUGGUAUCUUGUUUGACCGAAAUUAUGUUCGCAGAGGCUCAAGAACGAGCUCGGUAUCUAGACGACCUGCGAGCGCAAGGAAAGUCAGCAGGACCCCUCCACGGUCUUCCUAUUAGUAUCAAAGACAAUUUCCACUACAAAGGAACCGAUGCGACUAUCGGGAUGGUAUCUUUCCUUGAUGACAUCUCAGCCAAAAAUUCGCCUCUUGUAGAUAUUCUUCUUGGGCUUGGCGCUGUGCUCUAUGUCAAAACAAAUGUCCCCCAAACAAUGAUGACAUCAGAUUCCCAUAACAAUGUUUUUGGACGCACUUUGAACCCUUGGAAUACCACACUCGGGCCUGGUGGCUCGAGUGGUGGCGAGGGCUCUUUGAUUGCUCUCCGGGGAUCGCCCCUUGGAAUAGGAACUGAUAUUGGCGGCUCUGUUCGGAUCCCCGCACAUUGUUGUGGAACUUACGGGUUUAGACCGAGUGCUUCCAGAAUCCCCAAUGGUGGAAUGCGUGUCUGCACCACACCUGGAAUCCGGUUCCUUCUGUCUUGCGCUGGCCCACUCUCAUUGGACUUGAACGGCAUCGAAAUAUUUUUCAGAUCGAUAUUCAAUGCCCAGCCCGCUCGUUUUGACUCGACUGUUCUUGAUAUUCCAUGGAGAGACGUCCCAACCAAGACAUCUCUAAGAAUUGGAGUAGUUCCUGAAUCAUCCAUGUUCCCACUCCAUCCUCCCAUUCGGAGAGUCUUGGCUGAAGCCGUUCGCUCUUUAGAAGCCCAAGGCCACAAGAUCAUCCAUCUAGAUGAAAAUGACACCCGGGUCAUGGAAGCUAAUGAAAUAUCCUGGAAUAUUUUCAGUCUUGAUCAGAAGUCCAAAAGUCUUAUUGAAGACGCAGGUGAACCUAUUGUACCGGGAAUUCACGAGAUUGCUAAGCGUGCUGAAAAACUGGGGCAAAUAAUCGAGCAUACUCUUCCCGAUCUGACUGAAUUUGAACGGCUGGAUAAACUCGCUCUUCUUAAUGUACGACGAGCAGAGCUACGAGAGGCCUAUCGAGAAUUGUGGCAGCAACAUGACCUCGACAUAUGCAUUGCUCCACCUGCGCAAAAUACUGCAGUGCCACAUGAUUUAUUUGGUCUUGCUCCAUACACCACUUUCUUGAAUUGCUUAGAUUACCCCUCAUGCAUUGUUCCUUUCGGGGAAGUGGGCGAUCAAGAUGCAGGAGAGACCUUCAAUUUGAAGGAAGACCAAGUGGCCCCUCCUUACGAUUACGAGCUACUCAAAGGUACACCGUGCUCCAUUCAACUCUUCACUACCACCAUGCGAGACGAGGAAUGCAUGCAAAUGGCAAAGCAAAUUGAUCAAUGUUUGAAGACCGGAAAUUCAUCCAAGAGGGUCUCUAAUAUAUAG